AUGGUGCGAUUACACUUGGUGCGAGAAUUGAUGGAUAUAUUUCGAAGUCCGAUGCUGGUAAAGUGUUACGAUGAUUCAUCGCCUGAAACUCAAAUUAUGAUGCAUCUCUCGGUGGCUGCGGCAGUGGGCUCAGCUUCCCCUAAGACAUUUAGCCUGUCUGGAGAUAUCCAAGGUCAUCCUCUGUCUAUAUUGGUGGAUUCCAGUUCCUCUCAUACUUUCUUGAAUUCUGCAUUGGCUCAGUCGCUCUCGGGUAUCAAGGAACUUCAGUCCCCAGUUCAAGUACAAGUGGCUAAUGGUGCCAUAUUACAAUGCACAUCAUUUUUGCCCGGUGCUCGUUGGUUUGUGCAGGGGUGUUCCUUUUCAACUGAUCUCAAGUUGUUGCGUCUCUCAUCAUAUGAUAUGAUCCUUGGUCUAGAUUGGCUGGCAAGGUUUAGCUUGAUGCAAGUACACUGGGCUAAAAAAUGGAUCUCCAUUCCUUACGAAGCUGAAGUCUAUUGCCUCUUGGCCUACUCCGAGCUCAGUCAAAGAACUUCGUUCCUUUCUGGGGCUCGCCGGUUAUUAUCGGCGUUUUGUUCGCCACUUUGGAAUCAUUUCAAAGCCACUGACAAAUCUUUUGAAGAAGCAUGCCCUGUUCAUUACUAUGCUUUUCAGACAUUGAAAGCUGCCCUCUGUCAAGCUCCGGUGCUGGCUCUUCCAAAUUUUGCCAAGCCUUUCUCAAUUGAAACUGAUGCAUCUAAGUCGGGUGUCGGUGCGGUCCUCAUGCAAGACGGUCACCCCCUGGCGUUCUUCAGUAAAGCGUUGGGAGCCAAGAAACGUGGUUUAUCAACAUAUGAAAAAGAAUUCAUGGCGAUUCUGUUUGCUGUGCAACUGUGGCGUCCUUACUUGCAGUUUCAGGAGUUUGUGCUCCUCACCGAUCAGAAAAGCCUGACACAGCUCACUGAUCAAAGACUGCAUACUCAUUGGCAGCAACGGGUUUUCUCCAAAUUGUUGGGUUUACAAUACCGUAUUGUGUAUCGCUCAGGUUCUGAUAACAGAGCAGCGGAUGCAUUGUCUCGCCACCCCUCACCUCCAGUUGUUUGUGCGGCAGUAACUUCUCUGGUACCCUCCUGGGUAUCUGCGAUGAUUGCUAGUUAUCGCGAGGACACUUUUGCUACUACUUUGUUGACCAAAUUGGCUGUUGAUUCAGAGGCCAUACCUCAUUAUUCCCUACAGUCCGACUUACUCCAUUAUAAUGGCCGUGUCAAGAUUGGAGAUGACCCGGCACUUCACCAGCAGCUUAUUGCCCAAUUUCACUCCAGCUUGUGGGGCGGACAUUCUGGAAUACCAGUGACCUAUAUGCGGCUGAAGCAAUGUUUUGCUCAAGGGUAUGAAAACUGCGCAUCAAGGAGUUUGUGCAAUCUCAGGUCAGAUGUCAGCAAUCCAAGUAUGAUCGAUCCAAAUCUCCAGGCCUAUUGCAGCACUUGCCGGUUCCUGAUUCGGCAUGGCAAGUGGAUUUCAUCAAGGGACUUCCAUUGUCUAAUACAUUCAACUGUGUACUGGUAG
Messenger RNA from Miscanthus lutarioriparius, 1542 nucleotides. NCBI's taxonomy places the organism in Eukaryota, Viridiplantae, Streptophyta, Magnoliopsida, Poales, Poaceae. The record is from the annotation of a GenBank genome assembly.